UGAGUUUGAGCUCCUGGUGCGGCAGUCUGCAAUAUGCCCAAGGCCAAGGGAAAGACUCGGAGGCAGAAGUUCGGUUACAAUGUCAACCGAAAGCGUCUGAACCGGAAUGCUCGUUGGAAGGCAGCUCCACGGAUCGAGUGCUCUUACAUUCGACAUGCCUGGGACCACACCAAAUCCGUGCAGCAGAACCUGGCGGAGAUGGGGUUGGCCAUGGACCCCAACAAAGCGGUUCCCCUCCGAAAGAGAAAGGUAAAGGGCAUGGAGGUAGACGUGGAGGAGAGACCCAAGGACCUUGUACGGAAGCCCUACGUGGUAAAUGACCUGGAAGCAGAAGCCAGCCUCCCAGAAAAGAAAGGAAAUACCUUGUCUCGGGACCUCAUUGAAUAUGUUCAUUACAUGGUGGAAAAUCAUGGGGAAGACUAUAAGGCUAUGGCCCGGGAUGAAAAGAAUUACUAUCAAGAUACCCCAAAACAGAUUCGGAAUAAGAUCAAUGUCUAUAAGCGUUUUUACCCAACAGAGUGGCAAUCCUUUGUUGAUUCUUUGCAGAAUAAGAAGAUGGAGGUUGACUGAGUGGUGUGCAUCCCCAGACAAGGAGUGUAUUGUUUCAGACGAUGCUGGCAAGGUGCCAUAGAAUCAGCUUUUACACACAUACUCACUCUCUCCUUCAUCAGAAGGAACUGUUUUUCU
Molecule: messenger RNA, 687 nt
Organism: Microtus oregoni (creeping vole)
Lineage: Eukaryota; Metazoa; Chordata; Mammalia; Rodentia; Cricetidae
Product: nucleolar protein 16-like
Exons: 1
Coding region: 34-570 (178 amino acids)
Biological process (GO): ribosomal large subunit biogenesis
Cellular component (GO): nucleolus
Source: RefSeq, a predicted model, not a curated record